UCUCCCCGCACAGUGGAGGGAACCUCUUCUGAGAGGAAAGGAGGAGAAUAAUAGAGCUUCACUGGGUUUUUUUUCGGCACAUUGAGUCGGAGAUGCAGAGCUGCGCCAAGUCCUGGAGGGUCUUUGUGGCCAAGUCGGUGAAUCCGAGCGCACCGUGCAGGCAUCUGAGCGACAGGAGCCGCGUGGUUUGGAAACUUCAGAGCAGGAUCCGGCUCCAGCGCAGCUCAGCGUCCCUAACAACAGCAGCAGCGGCAGCGGCAGCAGGAGCCCGGUGUCUGAGGACGUCUGCAGCCGCCUCCUCCAGGCAGAUCGAGCGGAUUUUACCCCGGCACGAUGACUUUGCAGAGAGGCACAUCGGUCCAGGUGAGAGGGAGAAGAGAGAAAUGCUGGAUGCUUUGGGACUCGAGUCAGUCGCCCAGUUGAUCGAAAACACAGUUCCAUCCUCCAUCCGUGUUCAGCGCAGUUUGAAGAUGGAUGAUCCAAUCUGUGAAAAUGAGGUUCUGGAGGCUUUGCAGAAGAUUGCGUCAAAGAACAAAGUUUGGAGGUCCUACAUCGGUAUGGGUUACUACAACUGCUCGGUGCCGCCACCCAUCCAGCGUAAUCUUCUGGAGAAUGCUGGCUGGGUGACUCAGUACACGCCUUACCAGCCGGAGGUCUCUCAGGGUCGCCUGGAGUCCCUUCUCAAUUAUCAGACGAUGAUUUGUGACAUCACAGGCAUGCCUGUCGCCAAUGCUUCCCUGCUGGAUGAGGGGACGGCAGCUGCAGAGGCCAUGCAGCUCUGCAACAGACAGAACAAAAGAAGAACGUUCUACAUUGACCCACGCUGCCAUCCUCAGACCAUUGCAGUGGUGCAGACCAGAGCCAACUAUAUUGGAGUGAAAACUGUUCUGAAGCUGCCUCAUGAGAUGGACUUUAGUGGGAAGGAUGUAAGUGGUGUGCUCUUCCAGUAUCCAGACACUGACGGCAGAGUGGAGGACUUCACUGCCCUCGUAGACAGAGCUCACAAGGGAGGGGCCAUGGCUUGCUGUGCCACUGACCUGCUUGCCCUCUGCGUUCUCCGCCCCCCUGGAGAGUUCGGAGUGGACAUUGCAUUGGGUAGCUCCCAGAGGUUUGGGGUCCCACUCUGCUACGGCGGCCCACACGCCGCCUUCUUCGCCGUUAAAGACAACCUGGUCCGGAUGAUGCCUGGCAGAAUGGUUGGAGUCACCAGGGAUGCAGCAGGGAAGGAAGUGUAUCGUCUUGCAUUGCAGACCAGAGAGCAACACAUCCGCAGAGACAAGGCGACUAGCAACAUUUGCACUGCUCAAGCUCUGCUUGCAAACAUGGCAGCCAUGUAUGCCCUCUAUCAUGGCUCUCAAGGACUUAAACACAUUGCUGAGAGGACACACAAUGCUGCUCUGAUCCUUGCUGAAGGAUUAACCACAUGUGAAGUGAGUGAGACGACAUCUAGUUUUACUACAUCUACAGCGGAUACAAGGAAAAGUCUGAAGAGAGCGGGCCAUCGGCUGCACAGCGACAUGUUUUUUGAUACCCUGAAGGUAAACUGUAGCGUGGCUGCCAAAGACAUCCUGGAGAGAGCCAUGCAGAGGCAGAUAAAUCUGCGCGUCUACUCCGAAGGAGUGCUGGGUGUCUCUUUGGAUGAAACGGUGACUGAAAGGGACUUGGAUGACUUGCUCUGGGUCUUUGGUUGUGAAUCUUCAGCUGAAUUGAUUGCUGAAAAGAUGGGCGAGAGAGUGAAGGGAAUCAUGGGAAGUCCUUUUAAAAGGACAAGCAAGUUCCUCACUCACCAAGUCUUCAACAGUUAUCACUCUGAGACAAACAUAGUUCGAUACAUGAAGAGGCUGGAAAACAAAGACAUUUCCUUGGUGCACAGCAUGAUACCACUUGGCUCCUGCACUAUGAAGCUCAACAGUUCGUCUGAACUCAUGCCAAUCACCUGGAGGGAGUUUGCCAACAUCCACCCCUUCGUGCCUCUGGACCAGGCUGAGGGCUACCAGAAACUUUUCCGGCAGCUGGAGAAGGAUCUCUGUGAGCUGACGGGUUACGAUAAGAUCUCCUUCCAGCCGAACAGCGGCGCUCAGGGGGAGUACGCCGGCCUGGCCGCCAUAAAGGCUUACCUGAACUCAAAGGGAGAAGACUCCAGGAGUGUCUGCCUCAUUCCAAAGUCCGCUCAUGGCACCAACCCAGCGAGCGCUCAGAUGGCCGGCAUGAAGGUUCAGGUGGUCGAGGUCGAUAAAGACGGCAACAUCGACCUGGCGCACCUCAAGGCCCUGGUGGACAAACACAAGGCCAGCCUGGCGGCCAUGAUGAUCACAUAUCCGUCCACAUUUGGAGUGUUUGAGGAAAAUAUCAGAGACGUUUGUGAUCUCAUCCAUGAAAAUGGCGGACAGGUGUAUCUGGACGGCGCCAACAUGAACGCUCAGGUGGGUUUGUGUCGCCCCGGAGAUUACGGCUCUGACGUUUCUCACCUGAACCUGCAUAAAACCUUCUGCAUCCCUCAUGGCGGCGGAGGACCGGGCAUGGGGCCCAUCGGAGUGAAGGCACACCUCGCCCCCUUCCUCCCCAGCCACCCGGUGGUCGCCAUGCAGUCGGUCAACAGCAGCAGCUCUCUGGGGACCAUCAGCGCCGCGCCGUGGGGCUCCAGCGCCAUUCUUCCAAUCUCAUGGGCUUACAUCAAGAUGAUGGGGUCAAAGGGUUUGACUCACGCUACAGAAGUUGCCAUCCUCAAUGCCAACUACAUGGCUAAGAGGGUGGAAGGUCACUAUAAAAUCCUCUUUAGAGGCAGGAAAGGUUUUGUCGCUCACGAGUUUAUUCUGGAUGUGAGGCCGUUCAAGAAGACCGCAAAUAUCGAGGCUGUCGAUUUGGCCAAGAGGCUGCAGGACUACGGUUUUCAUGCACCGACCAUGUCAUGGCCGGUCGCUGGGACACUCAUGAUCGAACCCACUGAGUCGGAGGACAAGGCUGAGAUGGACCGGUUCUGUGACGCGCUGCUCGCCAUCCGACAGGAGAUCGCAGACAUCGAAGAGGGAAGGAUGGACUCUCGUAUCAACCCACUCAAGAUGGCUCCUCACUCUCUGGCAUGCAUCUCCUCAUCAAACUGGGACCGACCGUACUCCAGGGAGUACGCCGCCUUCCCACUGCCCUUCAUAAGACCCGAGACCAAAUUCUGGCCAACCAUUUCCAGGAUUGACGACAUCUACGGCGAUCAGAACCUUGUGUGCACCUGCCCACCGAUGGAGGUCUACGAGUCUCCGUACGAGGAGAAGCGUGCCUCUUCGUAGACGCAGUCCACAGCGCCGUCUCCACGUCCAGCCGUAGAGGACGAUACUAAAAACUCAAGACUUCCAGCUACCGUGAACUGAUGAUGUGACACCUAAUGAUUGAAAGACCGGAUGUGUUGCUGUUUUAAGGAAGUGUUGCGUUUUAGCAGAUUGGGGUUAAUUCCUUCUAACCAAACAUGAACCGGUUCAGAUCUAGAACGGAUCAGAGAUCUGUUGUAGACUUAAAGGUGGACGUUGGGCUAAGGUGCUGUAGGUCUACACCAGCGUUGGGUCAGGCUCGUUCCAACUUGGACUUUUCAAACGGACCAAAGGGUGCAGCGUUUUGCUUUCUAAUCUCUGAAAACAGCUACGCUCACCCCAGAAAAUACCCCGUCUCAUGACAAACCUUUGAUAUCUUUUGAUCUCCAACAUUUACAAAAAUGCUCCUCCUUUGCCUGUUUGUUUUUUUUUUCUAUGAAAUGGAAAUUUUCCCUUCAGAUUCCUAAGAGCUUUUGGAGAUUUUGUAGGUUUUUGUUAAUAUGCAUCUGUGUUUGUGAGCUGUUCUUAAAUGUGUUGUGACGACGUCAACCUUGUAGAAGAAUCAUUUUCUAAUCUAAAUAGUUUUCUAUGUUGUAUUAAACAUUUUUGUCGUAAAGUG
This is a messenger RNA of Xiphophorus maculatus (southern platyfish), 3918 nucleotides long. It is a transcript of the gene gldc, whose product is annotated as glycine decarboxylase. The transcript has 26 exons. Lineage: Eukaryota; Metazoa; Chordata; Actinopteri; Cyprinodontiformes; Poeciliidae. The record is from RefSeq and is a predicted model, not a curated record. Gene Ontology annotation, biological process: glycine decarboxylation via glycine cleavage system. The coding region runs from base 93 to 3281 and encodes 1062 amino acids. Gene Ontology annotation, molecular function: glycine binding; lyase activity; pyridoxal phosphate binding. Gene Ontology annotation, cellular component: glycine cleavage complex; mitochondrion.